Molecule: messenger RNA, 2073 nt
Organism: Fukomys damarensis (Damara mole-rat)
Lineage: Eukaryota; Metazoa; Chordata; Mammalia; Rodentia; Bathyergidae
Gene: Fcrlb
Product: Fc receptor like B
Exons: 6
Coding region: 211-1572 (453 amino acids)
Biological process (GO): negative regulation of immune response; cell surface receptor signaling pathway
Molecular function (GO): transmembrane signaling receptor activity
Source: RefSeq, a predicted model, not a curated record
AGGGCCAAGAGUCAGAUCUGAGGAGCUUCUGCAGGGCUGAUUCAGUGACUUCUCUGCCACAGGUCAGGAGUCCCAGGAGCAGGGCAUGCUUGGGAGGGGUUGUAGGGCUUUGCGGAGGGAAAGAAGAAAAGAACAAGGGAGAGGAAGUGCCACCAAGUGAGAUCGCUGGGCACAUCUCCAUCUUCCACAGCUGCUACAGCCAGGUCGGUCAUGUGGGUGCUGACGGCCCUCCUGCUCCUGGUUCCAAGCACUGGUCAAGCUGCUACACUGGAGAAGCCUGUCUUGUCUCUACACCCACCUUGGACCACGAUCUUCAAGGGCGAGCGGGUAACCUUACGGUGUGAUGGACAUUACCCUCUGCUCCUGGAGCUGCGGCCCAUUAACACUCUCUGGUAUCUGGGCCACCUACUCCUGCCCUCCCACAAGAAGAGCAUCGAGGUGCAGACACCAGGGGUGUACCGAUGCCAGACACGGGGGGCACCUGUCAGCGACCCCAUCCACCUCUCCGUGUCUAAUGACUGGCUGAUCCUGCAGGUGCCCUACACGGCGGUGUUCGAGGGCGAGCCGCUGAUCAUGCGCUGCCGCGGCUGGUACGACAAGGUGGUCUACAAACUGCACUACUACCGCGACGGCCAGGCGGUGCGCUAUUUCCACUCGAGCACCAACUACACGGUGCUGCAGGCGCGCGCCAGCGAUAGCGGGCGCUACCAGUGCUCGGGCACCAUGCGCAUCCCGGUGGAGAGCGCGCCCAUGUUCUCCGCCAAGGUGGCCGUGACCGUGCAAGGUGCGCGACCGUGCCAGGUGGCCCGGAGCAGAGCGGGACGGGAACCAGGCUGGGAAAGGAGGGGCAGGGAUUCAAGUAGCUGCUAUUUGGCGGAUUUCGCUGUGGAAGGAGCGCUUUGCCCGCAGCAUGCUUUUAGACUGGUGUAUGUUCUCCCACGACACGCAGGGGCUUCUUGUUCUGUCGGGGGACCUCAGAUAAAGGCAGCUCCGGCCACAGCCCUUCAGGAAGGCAGCUGCAGUGCGUCCUCCGAUCUGGACCGCUGUCCCGCCCCUCCCUUUCCCGGUUCCACAUCCCAGGCCUCUUCCUCCUGCUCUUUCCCCUCCCCCAAGCGCGGGUCCAAGGUGCAAAGAUCUGGGUGUCUGUUCGCAGGCUCUUCCCUGGACCUGGCGUCCACCUCCGCCCCGGACUCCCAGGCUGCAGCUUUGGCGCCUGGUAACAAGCCGCUUUCCUUCAGAAAGCCUCCAGUGUCCAGGUCGAUUUCGUCGGACACCUCCGUCCCAAAUGCCACCUCGGCGGGGCUGCAGUUCCCAGCCGGCGGCAGCGCCCCCACUGCUGAGCCACCCGCCUGCGCUCAGUCCUCGCCCGUGGGACAGUGGGCCGGAGCACUGAAACCCGACGUGGACCUCCUCCUCCGAGAAAUGCAGCUGCUCAAAGGCCUUCUGAGCCGGGUGGUCUUGGAACUAAAGGAGCCACAGGCCCUAGCGGAGCUCAGAGGGACCUCUGAGACCCCCAGUUCCCACUUUGCUGUGAGCCAGGGGACCCCAGAGACCACUCGGGUGGAGACCUGAGAGGCAGCCUCCGUUUCUCUUCUCUCCAUGACCGUUCCUCCCGGGUCUGCCCCGCUUUCCCUCACGCGCAGACCCUUUAGAGCCAUCUCUGUGCUUUGUUUUGCUGUGAUUGUAGAAGAAGCACCCACAAAGUGUGGUGGCUGACGAUUUCGACCUCACACAGCGGUUUGUAACCACAAGCAUUCUCCUUGAUGUUUCUUCUCCCAGAAUUCAGUAGGCAAAGAGAAAUCUGCUAUUUACAAUUCUGAGGGUUACAGUUUGGACAUUAAUUCAGUCAUCCCUACUCAUCCUAAUAUAAGCCUGGCAAGAACAUAUUUCAGCCUAAAUAAUUGUUUGGUAUUUAAAUUCACUGAGGUCAAUGAACACUUUAGAUAAUUUUAGGGUCAUGUUCUAAUUACUCAUAAUGAAUUCACUCUCUUGUUAAUAUUAAAAAGACUGCCCUAUUACUGAUGAGUUCACAUCUUCAAAGUCCUGGGUUCUAUUUAGUGUUAGAGGGAAAGG